AUGGCCCCAGUCAUCGACAGCUCCUCCGUCCCUGGGACCGUGACUCUAGUGGACAUGGAUCAUAUCUUGGAGACUCGGCACUUGAACCACGGAGACCAUGAUAUUGUAUUGAUCCCUACCCCGUCAAAAAACCCAGAUGAUCCCCUUAAUUGGAGCCCGCAACGGAAGCUUCUAUCGACUGUUUGCGUGAGCGUACCAUACGCAAGCACUAAGGGUCAAUGGCUCGCACGAAACAUCAUCCUAGGUUUCUUCACUGCACCCGUGGAAGCGAUUCCUCAGAUAUCAGUCACGGACGUAUACUUCACCCACGAGCGAGGAGCAUACAUGGGUCUCUAUGCAUUCUUCCUGGCAGGAAGCAACUACUUUGCACCAGUCAUCUGCGGCUUUAUCGCCCAGUACCAAGGUUGGCGGUGGGUAUUCUACUACCCGAGCAUCUUUGCCGGCUGUGCCAUAAUCUUCCUUUUCUUUUUCUGCGAGGAGACAAACUUCAUUCGAGCGUAUCCCGAUGAGCCUAGUGCUUCCACACCCACAGAACCUCCAAAACUCGGCUCGGAGGACGAAAAGGAAAAAUCUGCGGCUCUUGAUAUGGAAGCUGCCACUGGGGUCAGUAUAAGGUCGGGCCACACUAAGAAAUCAUUUGCGAAGAAACUGGCGCUUUGGGGGCCGAGGCAGGAGCAGAAUACCUUGUUCCGGCGAUUAUGGCAGUGUCUUUACUUCCUUUCGUGGCCUGUUAUCUUCUAUUCUGGCUUCUCUUAUGGAUCCUAUCUGGUGUACUUCAACAUCUUGAAUGGAACAGCCUCUAUCAUUCUUGGCGGAGAGCCAUACCACUUUGGAUCUUCCAUGAUCGGUCUGAGUUAUCUAGGGCCAAUCACCGGAGUAAUCCUGGGAUCCCUCUUCACUGGCCGGUUCAGCGACUGGCUCACAAUCAAACUCGCCCGCCAGAACAAUGGCGUCAUGGAGGCAGAGCACCGUCUCUGGCCCUUCCUCGCUUGUAUAGUACUUGUGCCUGGUUCUCUUAUUCUUUGGGGUGUCGGUGCUGCGCACGAGAUUCACUGGUUUGGACUAGUUGUUGCAAUGUGCAUGCUGGCCUUCACGAGUACCUGUGGCAUCACGCUCAGUGUCAAUUACUUUAUUGACAGCUAUCAAGAGCUGAGUGGUAUUGCCAUGGCUAGUGUGAUUCUGGUUCGGAAUACCAUGUCUUUUGCGAUUGGCUAUGGGAUCACGCCCUGGAUUGAGAACAUGGGGUACCAGAACUGUUUCAUCUCUGCUGCUUUCAUUGGCAUGGCAUGUGCUUCAGUCUUCCUCUUCAUGAUCAAGUUUGGAAAGACCUUUCGCGAACGUUCUCGCGAGAAGUACUGGAAGCUGGUCCAAGAGAACUGGGAGAAUGGCAUGGGCAAGUAG
Molecule: messenger RNA, 1401 nt
Organism: Penicillium digitatum Pd1
Lineage: Eukaryota; Fungi; Ascomycota; Eurotiomycetes; Eurotiales; Aspergillaceae
Source: RefSeq, a predicted model, not a curated record